CGGAAGUGAUCCAGGCGGCUAGGCGGCGCACGCACGCGGGGCGGGCAGCAGGCAAGCAGGCACGGCGGCACCGGCUUCCUCGGCAGGCACGCAACGUCGCGCACGAUGGCGUCGGUCUGAGUCCACUCACUCUCACGGCAGUUGUGUACAUACCUAACCGGCAAUCCGUCACCAUCGGCGCCUUGAUAAUGGACCUCCGGUCCAGGGGCUUUUUUCGGGGCUAUCGGAAUCACCUUUAGUACUCCUAAAGUACUAAAUUGUUUGAGCUUUUAGCACUGUCACUGUUGCACGCCCCGGGAUUUCAUCAAGUGACAGGAGAGCCGGUUAGCCAUAGCUAGCUUGCCAAGUAAAGAGCCAAAGAAGGGCAUCGGACUAAAAAAAAAAAAUACAUAUAUAUAUAUAUAUUAAAAAAAGGCACCGGGGUGAGACAGUAACCCGAGUUCCGCCGAGGACCUGACGCGAAGCCGAAGCCCGGGUUCCAGUCCAGCCGCGCCUUCACACGUUACCCUGGCUGGCAAGACAUCGCCACCCUAAUGCAGAACCAUAAAAGAACGUGAAAUGAAUAAACCACCGCAGCCUAUAACGGGACCCACCUCUGUCCCAAAUCCCGCUCCCUCCCCCGGAUUGACACAGGCCGCCUACGGACCUGGACAGCCCACGUCUCUUGUUUUCGCCACACCUCCACCCCCGCAGAUGAACUCCGCACCGCAGCCAAGACAGUUUGCAGCAGGGCCCCGUACGUUACACCAACAGGGUUACUUUUCGAGCCGUCCGGCAAUGGCCACCAGUGCGCCGAGGGUCCAAACAAGUAGCGGCCCUAGACCAGUAGCACCCACCCACACCCAUGUCUACCCGCCGAGCUCCCAGAUGAUGAUGAUUCCCCAGCAGCAGAUAUCGUUCGCAGGCUCCCCUCAGGGUUACUUCAUUCCCCCAGGACAAUACCGGGCCCCAUACAUGCCACCUACUCAGCAGUAUCCUGUGACGAGUGGUACUGCAGGCUUCUUUACGGGAACCAGCCCUGCAGAAUACCCUGGUUAUGCAGGAGCAUACUAUCCGGCUCAGCCGCCAUACUCGCCAUCUGUCCAGACCGCACAGGUCAUGAUCAACCCUGCCCAGCAACAGCAACCAGCCCCCCCACCUCAGCAGGCACCAGCACAGCCACAAGGCCCACCAAAGAGGGAGCGUAAACCGGUAGUGUGUCCCAACAAAAGAGCAGCGGACCUCAUGUCUGAGAUCAGAAUACGAGACCCCACCCAGGGUGGACGAGAUAUCACAGAGGAGAUAAUGUCGGGGGGAAGGUCCACCUCAACACCCACCCCCCCACAGGCCCACAUCACAGAAGCCGGACCCGCACAGACAAACGGUGAAGUCAUUCCGCCUGUUACAACAGUCACGAGACGAGAUGAUAAUGUAGAGCAUGUUGGUAGUGUUGAGAGUCCUCCACCUCCUCCCACUGCAAACCCUGAGCCUGUAACUGAGGCUGCACAGGAAGUGGACAACCAGAAUUUGCCAGCUGCAGAAUUAGAACCCGUGGCUCCUGACCUGGCUCCUGAGGUCCUGAACCAACUGAUAGAGGAACAGCCAGCUGCCGCUCUUCUCCCUCCCACUACAGCAGCCUCCGUGGUGCAAGUUAAUGAAGUCGACACUAACGUCAGUGACACAGUAGACUCUCCAGUCUGCCCCUCGCCUUCGACAGCACAAGAAGAGGAACCGCAGGCUCCCCUGGCUUUGUGCGAGAAGACACAAGAAAAUCAACAAGUGGAGGAAGUGCACAUGGUGGAAGUAAAUGAAGUACCCAUGAUCGCACCAGUAGAAGGUGUUGCUGAAGUUGCAGAAGUCGUUGCCCCAGCUGGUACGGAAACAGAGGAAAUGCUUAAAAGGAUGGCAGAUAUAGCGCCUCAGCCUCCAGUGUUGGUGCAGGAGCCCACUGCUUUACUGAACCAGAAUGCUACUACCAAGCUUGAACCCCAGCUCACAUUGGCAGAACCAGCAGAGCCUCCUCUCUCCAAUGGCCUUCCUCAGGAUGUGGAGGAGCUCUGUGAGGAAGACACCACACUCUGUGACCAGCCAGAUGUUUCUCAAUCUCAGGAAUCCACACCUGUGUCUAAAACUACAGUGCCAGUUGUGGAGGAGGUGGAGGUAGAGAAGAAGGUGGUGGUGGAAGAUAAAAAACAGCAAGUAGCGAAGGGGGCAAAAAGUGAGGAAGUUCCUCCUGUCUCUGUAAACUCUUCUACAGAAGAAUCUGCUAUGCAAGCUGCUACGUCUGUGCCAAAGAAGAGGAGGAACAUGAAGGAAAUAAACAAGAAGGAGGCUAUUGGAGACCUCCUAGAUGCCUUCACAGAGGAACAAGAUGCCAAGCCUGCCUCAGAGACCUUGUCCACUCAGGCAGACACUGUCCCUGUUGCUCCAGCUGAACCUCCUGCUGAGGUGGCAGAUGAGACCUGGGAGGAGAAGGAGGACAAGCAGAAUGCAGAACCGCAAUCCAAAUCCGACUCUACUGACAAGAAAUACAAAGAAGAACAAUGGAAGCCAUUAAACCCAGAGGAGAAAAAACGCUACGAUCGAAAGUUUCUUCUAGGCUUCCAGUUCAUCAGCGCCAGCAUGAACAAACCCGAAGGCUUGCCAGUUAUAAACGACGUGGUUCUAGACAAGGUAAAUAAAACUCCGCUGCGGCCCGCAGACCCAGUUCGAAUGAUGAAUGUCGGGACAGAUUUUACCCCCUCGUAUUUGGGGAACCUGGGCAGCAGAUCUGUGGGAGGACCCCGUGGACCACCCCCCGGCCCGAGGCGUUCACAGCAGGGUCAGCGGAAAGAGCCCCGUAAAAUCAUCACCAGCAUGUCGCUCAAUGACGACGUGCAGCUGAACAAGGCUGAGAAGGCCUGGAAGCCCUCGUCUAAGAAGCCCAGCCGUGGACGCGCUGAUGAGGAGGGGACGCCAGCCACUGAUGAAGAGUUAACCCCUGAGCAAUCCCAAACGCAAGAAAUUUUGAAGCGACUGCGCAGUAUCCUCAACAAACUGACUCCGCAGAAGUUCCAGGAGCUGAUGAAUCAGGUGGACGAACUGACCAUUGAUACAGAGGAGAGGCUGAAGGGCGCCAUAGACCUCAUCUUUGAGAAAGCCAUCUUAGAGCCCAGCUUCUCCGUGGCCUACGCCAAAAUGUGCCCUUGCCUUUCGGGGUUGAAAGUCCCCACCACAGAGAAACCAGGAUCCAAUGUGACCUUCCGCAAACUGCUGCUCAACCGCUGCCAGAAAGAGUUUGAGAAGGACCAGGCUGAUGAUGAAUUCUUGGAGAAAAAGCAGAAAGAGAUGGAAGCUGCCAAAGAUGAAGAAGAGCGUGAGCGCAUGCGCGUAGAGCUGGAGGAGGCCCGAGACAAGGCUAGGCGCCGCUCGCUGGGCAACAUCAAGUUCAUCGGUGAACUCUUCAAGCUGAAGAUGCUGACGGAGGCCAUCAUGCAUGACUGUGUGAUGAAACUACUGAAAAAUCAUGACGAAGAGUCUCUGGAGUGUCUCUGCAGGCUGCUUUCCACCAUUGGCAAGGACCUAGACUUCGAGAAAGCCAAGCCCCGUAUGGAUCAGUAUUUUAAUCAAAUGGAAAAGAUCAUCAAAGAGAGAAAAACGUCAUCUCGAAUCCGCUUCAUGCUGCAAGAUGUCUUGGACCUCAGAAAGUGUAACUGGGUACCCCGUAGAGGAGACCAGGGUCCAAAAACCAUCGACCAGAUCCACAAGGAUGCAGAGAUGGAAGAGCACAGGGAGCAGAUCAAAGUCCAGCAGCAGCUCAUGUCCAAAAAGGAGACAGGUGGAGGUGGGGGCAGGAUGGGUGGAGGUAUGGGCGGCCGAGGCCCUCACGCAUCAGGUGGCCGGGGCAGCCAGCCCCAGGAUGAGGGCUGGAACACAGUGCCCAUUACAAAGAGACCCUACGACACUGCCCGCCUCAAGAUCACAAAGCCCGACAAUCCAGACCUCAACAGUCAGCGGUUGGCUCCGUCAGGCAAAAGCUGGGGCAAAGGCAGCAGCGGCGGAAUGGGAGUCAAAACUGCAACUGGAGACCAGGAUUCUGGUCGUCCAACUACCAGUACUGUCAACCGCUUUGGUGCCCUGCAGCAGUCCAGCUCCUUGUCUUCGGACUUGGAUCGUAGAGCUCCUCAGAGCAGAUCAAGCUCCAGUCGUGAACGAGGCGGCGACAGAGAAAGAGGGGAUCGUGACCGGGAUCGCUUUGACCGCUUCGACCGCGAUGACAGAAGCGGCCAAAGUCAAAUCACCAAACGGAGCUUCAGCAGAGAAACGGAGGAGCGUGGCGGAAGGGGCAGUGACAACAGGCCUUCCAAUGAGCCCGUACGCCGCGUGGCCAGCAUGACUGACAGCCGAGACAGAGGCAGUAGAGAUCGAGGUAGCCGGGACCGAGGCAGCAGAGACAGAGGAAGCCGGGACAGAGGUCCAAGCAAAGACGUCCCAGUAAAACGUGAGUGCGCCGCAGCGCCGCCUCCUCUUCCUAAACCAGCUCUGACGAAAGAGGAGGUGGAGAAGAAGUCCACUGCCAUCAUCGAAGAGUACCUCCAAAUCAAUGACUUGAAGGAGGCGCUCCAGUGCGUGGAUGAGCUCAACAGCACAGCACUGCUCUAUGUGUUCGUGCGGCAGGGAGUAGAGUCAACGCUUGAGCGCAGUACCAGUGCUCGUAAGCAUAUGGGAAUGCUGCUACACAAAGUCAUCAAGGCGGGGACCAUGCCGGUUCAGCAGUAUUUUAAAGGGCUUGUAGAGAUCCUGGAGAUUGCUGACGACAUGGCCAUAGACAUACCUCACAUCUGGCUCUACCUGGCUGAAAUCAUCACCCCAAUGCUCCUUGAGGGUGGCAUGCCUAUGGGCAAAUUCUUCAGGGAGAUCUCCAAGCCUCUCUUGCCUCAGGGAAAGGCUGGUGUGCUGUUGGUGCAAAUCCUUCACUUGCUCUGUAAAGAAAUGACUCGUAGUAAGGUUGGGGCAAUGUGGAAAGAGGCAGGGCUGAACUGGAGCGACUUCCUGUCAGAGAAUGAGGACAUCAACAAGUUUGUCACCGAGCAGAAAGUGGAGUUCACAAUCGGGGGGGAGAAGGAGACCAAAGAGAGCACGAAGAAGUCAUUGAGUGGGGAAGAGCUCAGGCAAGAGCUGGAUCGCCUCCUUCGCGAUAAGGCCAGUGACCAGCGGAUCAAAGACUGGGUGGAGGCCAACCUGGAUGAGCAGCAGAGUUCCUCCAACCAGUUUGUGCGGGCACUCAUGACCUCUGUGUGCCAGCUUGCCAUAAGAGGUGACCCAUACAAGGUGGUUGUGCCGCUGAUCAACGACAGAGCCGCCCUGCUGCAGGGCUUUCUGAAUGAUGAGCAGAAGGAACUGCAGGCCCUGUACGCCCUCCAGGCGCUCAUGGUGCAGUUGGAACAGCCUGCAAAUCUGUUGCGUGGGUUCUUCGAUGCGCUGUAUGACGCCGACGUCAUUAAAGAGGAUGCCUUUUACAAGUGGGAGUCGGGCAAAGACCCAGCGGAGCAGAACGGCAAAGGGGUGGCCCUCAAGUCGGUCACUACUUUCUUCACUUGGCUGCGCGAGCCUGAGGACGAGUCCGAUAAGGACUGAACGACGCAGCCCUCUUUUGGCUGGGAGCAGGAGGAGGAGGUAGCGAUUCGAAGGACGAUCUUGCCGGCGAGGCAGACUCAAAAUUGAAAUCCUCAAUGAGGAUAAAUAUCUUUAUUCUUUUUGUUUUGAGGGAUUGACUCAAAAAAAACCCCAAUCAUUUCUCUCCUCCCUGGCCUCUCUUUCCCUUCAUUGUUCCCCAUCCACCAACCUGCUCUCCUCAUGAAUAAACUUGUAAAGUAAUUCAACGGGAUGGCUCAUGGAGGUUGUGACAUAUUUCCUUCCCCCCGCCCAUGAUCACUCUGAAAUUUCGCCACACUGCAGACCAAUGGGCUUUUUUUUUUUUUUUUUUUUUUUUUUUUUUUUUUUUUUAGCCGAUCUAUGAAAUGAUUGUCGGUAGUUGGUCGCCCAGCAUAACUGAAGUGCGUUUCUAAAAAGCAACGUCUCCUAGUAAGCUGGCUUCCUGUUUUUUGAGGGGGUGUGCUUUUUCUUCAUGGGAUUUUAAGAGGACAGACGCACACAAAUGCGGUGUGAUCUCAAUGCUUCCUCAUCAUCACACCGACUGACUCUUGUCUUUUUAUCUCCGCUGCGGAGAGACACUUCACCACCCAAUCGCCAUUAAAACUUGAAAUCUACAGAAAUUGACUUGAUGAAUUAUGUAAAGUUAAAGCAGAAAAUAUCCGGAAGCCUUUUUCUACAUCAAGUGGGAAACUCCUUUCUGGAGCAUUCUGUAAAUAUAUACUAAUUAUUUUUUUUUUUUUUCCCUUGGUGGUUAUUUUUGAGAUAAUGCAGUUGUCCGGAUGCAGAGAGGUGCUUUAGAUAAUCCUUUAUUAGUUUUAUUGGAAUUUUGUAAAUAUAUUUUUUUGCUUUCUUUAUUUAAGAAAUUAUGGCUUCUUUUGCAUCGGAAACUGGAAAGAUGAGGAACAUUGCAAAUAAAGGACUUAUUAAGUUGCA
Molecule: messenger RNA, 6546 nt
Organism: Syngnathoides biaculeatus (alligator pipefish)
Lineage: Eukaryota; Metazoa; Chordata; Actinopteri; Syngnathiformes; Syngnathidae
Gene: eif4g1a
Product: eukaryotic translation initiation factor 4 gamma, 1a
Exons: 31
Coding region: 559-5595 (1678 amino acids)
Cellular component (GO): eukaryotic translation initiation factor 4F complex
Molecular function (GO): translation initiation factor activity; mRNA binding; protein binding
Source: RefSeq, a predicted model, not a curated record